Molecule: messenger RNA, 2574 nt
Organism: Papilio xuthus (Asian swallowtail)
Lineage: Eukaryota; Metazoa; Arthropoda; Insecta; Lepidoptera; Papilionidae
Gene: Tnpo-SR
Product: transportin 3
Exons: 11
Coding region: 244-2574 (776 amino acids)
Biological process (GO): protein import into nucleus
Cellular component (GO): cytoplasm
Molecular function (GO): small GTPase binding
Source: RefSeq, a predicted model, not a curated record
CGUUCUAUUCCAUUAAUAUUUUCGUAUGUGCGAAAACUAUACUGCUCUAUAGUCUGUGGGUCUAUCCAUUUGACUUUUUGUGAUUUUGUGACUGUUUAACGAUUUGACGUUGCUUGUUUGGUUAUUGGUUAUUGUCAAUUAUUAUUCCUUUCGUUUUAUACGAAGUUUAAUAUGAAAGUAAGUAAUUUACACGUUUUGUGAGAAAAUUGUUGAGAUUAUCUCUCGACUUAAAAAUAGAUCACGAUGGAGGCUCCGUCAAUGGACACUGUUUACCAGGCUAUAAGUGCUUUAUACGAUAACCCCAAUGCAAAUGAAAAGGAAAAGGCAUCUCUUUGGCUUGGAGAUGUCCAGAAAUCUAUACACUCUUGGAAGAUAUCGGAUCAACUUUUACAAGAAAAAAAAGAUGAACAGUCCUACUAUUUCGCCGCACAGACCAUGAGAUCUAAAGUACAACAUAACCUCUCUGAGCUGCCACCUGAGUCUCUUGUGUCCCUUCGAGAUUCUUUGAUCGCCCACCUGGAAAAUGCAGCAGCUGGUACAAGUAAUGCUAUACUCACACAACUGUCACUAGCUCUGGCGGAUUUGGCUCUACAAAUGCAGACAUGGCAAAAUUGUGUUAGCGACCUCAUUAAAUUGUUUUCGACAAAAAAUGAAUUUGCAUUACUAGAAAUAUUGACUGUAUUGCCUCAAGAAAUUGACUCUCCGAAUUUGAAAUUAGGUGAAAAUCGUAGAGAAGAGAUAAAAAAUGAACUAAGAGCUAAUUCUAAUUUAGUUUGCUUAUUUUUAAAGGAGAGCAUAGCAAACUCUCAGAAUUCACAAAUAUCAUUAAAAAUAGUUAAAUGUAUGACAUCAUGGAUACAGGUGCGGGCUGUUAAUAUAGAUGAGGUGCCACAGAAUGCGGUGAUAGGCUUUUGUUUGCAAGUUCUCAGAGAUCACAACUCAAUAAACUUGCUACAUGAUGCAGCGUCUGACUGCAUAUGUGCUCUAUUGCAUUGUCUAGAGGAAAACAACAAUAAUGAAGACAUAGAAAGGCUGUUGUUUGAUAGUAUAGCAUCUUUAGAAGAGAGUUAUCACAUGGCAGUAGCCCAUGAAGAGGAAGAAAAAGCAGUAAACUAUGCUAAAGUGUUCACAGAGUUGGCUGAGACAUUUUUAGAGAAGAUAGUAUUUUGUACAGCGAGUGGACGGGUUCAUUUCGCUAUGAGGUCCCUAGAAUUAGCACUUGUCUGUGUUGGUCAUCAUGAUUAUGAGGUAGCGGAAAUAACAUUCAAUUUGUGGUAUAGAUUGUCAGAGGAAGUGUAUCAGAGAGAUCAGCAGCCGCUGACUGAUGCGUUCAAGCCGCACAUUGAGAGGCUCAUUGAAGCCCUGGCCCGUCAUUGCCAGCUUGAGCCUGACAACACUAAAUUGCCUGAUGAGGGUGAUGAGUUUUAUGAGUUCCGCAUGAAGGUGAUGGAGCUGAUCAAAGACGUGGUGUUCAUGGUGGGAUCGAGCGCGGUGUUCCGGCAGAUGUUCGCGGCGCUGCAGGCCGACUGCUCCUGGGAGCACACCGAGGCCGCCCUCUUCAUCAUGCAAGCCGUCGCUAAAAAUAUAUUACCUGACGAGGAGGAGUACGUGCCGAAGGUGGUGGAGGCGAUCCUGUCGAUGCCGGCGGAGAGCCACGUGGCGGUGCGGCGCACCUGCAUCCUGCUGCUGGGCGAGCUGUGCGAGUGGGUGGAGCGCCACCCUGCCUGCCUGCAGCCUUGUCUGCACGCCCUUUUGCACGCGCUUCACCACCCCAGUCUCGCGCCCGCCGCCGCGCAAGCCUUGCAGAGUAUUUGCAAGGCAUGCCGCACUCAGGCGUCCGCGCACGUGGAUACGCUGGUGGCGGCGGCGCGCACGGCGGACACGGCGUCGCAGCCUCUGGCGGGCACGGCGGGCGCGACGCUGCUGCGCGCGCUGGCCGCGCCGCACGCUGCGCAACCCCUGCUGCAGCUGCUGCACGCGCUCCUCCCGCCCGCGCUCGCCCUGCUGCAGGCGCACAACGGCCUGCAGGACAACCCCGACACCGUCGACGACCUCUUCAGGCUCUGCAUCAGAUAUCUGCAGCACAUCCCGGUGGCGUUCCUGUCGUCGGGCGCGGCGCCGUCCGUGCUGCAAUGUGCGGCAUUGGCCUCGCGGCUCGACCACCGCGAAGCCAACUCCUCCGUCAUGAAGUUCCUCGGCGAUCUGCUGCGCUGCGCCAACGACAUCCCCGCGGACGCCACGCCCGAGAAGCAACAGAUCAAGAGUCUGGCGGACUCUGCGUUGUCGCAGUACGGGGAACAGCUGACGUGCGCGCUGGUGGAGGCGGCGGCGCUGCACCUGCACGCCUACAUGCUGAGCGAGGUGGGCGAGGUGGUGCUGGAGCUGAUGCGGUGGGCGCGCGCACACGGCGCCGACUGGCUGCGGCCCGCCCUCGCCCGCCUGCCGCGAGACACGGAGCGCGCCGCCGCGCCCACGGACAACCAGUGCUGGCAGUUCCACCAGUAUGCGCUCAGAGCUGAGAAAUGCAAGGAGAUGACAAGACUACUGCUACGGAAACAACAAUCUGGGGAAUAA